AUGGCAUCAGGCUGGGCCAUCCGGCCACCCCAGUCAUCCUGUCCAAUGGAGACUUUAUCUUCAUGCCCAAAGUCGACAGAGUCUGCAGCAGCCAAGAUACUGGCCAAAAAGUCAAAUGAGGAGGCAUCAAUCGAAAUAUGUGGACGCCUCCCUGUGGAAAUCCUUCAACAUAUUUUUAUGUCCCUUGAUCUCGCCACUCUCCACUCUAUCAUGCAUCUCACCGACACAGCUCGUUUCUUCUCUCUUCGCCGUGUCUUUGACGAGUUCUGCCAGCCACAAUGUCAGACCUGCGGCAAUUUCGGUCCCUACAUUUUCUUGCUGAACUCGUCCAUCCUCGACAAACACCUUGUCACACUGCGUAGUCUUCCUGGUGAAUAUGGUUUCCCAGAGACGCAACUAUGUAUGCAACGAGAGUGGUUGACCAGCUUCACUGCCGGUUUGGACUUGAAAAAGACAGUUUACAAAACUCGGGAGGAGGCGGAGAAGGCUGCUGUCACCUUUCAAAAUUCUCCAGAAUGUGACAUGCGACGACCGAUCUGUUGGCCAGAAAGGGGAAAAAAGUCAGUUUAUAUCAACAAGCUGCGCUUAAUGGGCUCGACUCCUUUUCCGUUCUGGGAUAAAGAGAAACGGACUGUGGAGUCAGGAACUUACUGCGUCGGUUGUGUAUGGCACCAUAAGCACACGCCUUUCUAUGCAACUCGAGCGUAUUUGAUGUGCAAUCUUCCACAACAUUUUGCCAAUUGUCAUUUCGCUGCUACAUUUAUGUCACUGCCACCACACACCAAAGCACAGGUUCUUUCGGAGUUUGGCGAGAAGUUCUUUGUUAACGCUGAUGGCCAGAUUGGAGAUAUCCCGCCUGAAGAGAAAAUGGAGAAAGAAGAGGGAAAGGGCAAAGGGAGUUUGUUACUGCAUGACAAAAAUGCCUGCUAG
Rasamsonia emersonii CBS 393.64 is the source of this 930-nucleotide messenger RNA. RefSeq lists its product as uncharacterized. Lineage: Eukaryota; Fungi; Ascomycota; Eurotiomycetes; Eurotiales; Trichocomaceae. The coding region runs from base 1 to 930 and encodes 309 amino acids. The transcript is spliced from 3 exons. The record is from RefSeq and is a predicted model, not a curated record.